Messenger RNA from Gracilinanus agilis (Agile Gracile Mouse Opossum), 795 nucleotides. RefSeq names its product olfactory receptor 4C6-like. Gene Ontology annotation, biological process: G protein-coupled receptor signaling pathway. NCBI's taxonomy places the organism in Eukaryota, Metazoa, Chordata, Mammalia, Didelphimorphia, Didelphidae. Gene Ontology annotation, molecular function: G protein-coupled receptor activity; olfactory receptor activity. The record is from RefSeq and is a predicted model, not a curated record. Gene Ontology annotation, cellular component: membrane. The transcript is spliced from 2 exons. The coding region runs from base 1 to 795 and encodes 264 amino acids.
AUGGAAAAUACAAAUAUCACUAAAUUCAUUUUGCUGGGCCUUACACAAAGUCCAGAGCUUCGAAAAAUAUUCUUUGUAAUUUUCUUAAUUAUAUAUAUUAUCACAGUGAUAGGGAACCUACUCAUUGUCUUAACCAUGACUGCCAGUCAAAGUUUGAGAUCACCCAUGUACUUUUUUCUAACCUUCUUAUCCCUCAUGGAUGCUGCCUACUCUUCAGUCAUUGCUCCUAAGAUGAUUGUAGAUUUACUCUAUGAAAAAACAACCAUCUCCCUGGAAGGCUGCCUGAUCCAGGUCUUUGCAGAGCAUUUUUUUGGUAGUGUUGGCAUCAUCCUCCUUGUGGUAAUGGCUUAUGAUCGCUAUGUGGCCAUCUGUAAACCCCUGCACUAUAUGACCAUCAUGAAUCCUCGGGUAUGCCACCUGCUAGUGGCAGCAGCCUGGAUAGGAGGUUCCAUACAUGGUACUAUACAACUACUCUUCAUGAUCAAUGUUCCUUUCUGUGGUCCUAACAUUAUUGACCAUUUCCUAUGUGACUUGUUCCCAUUGCUGAAACUGGCCUGCAUGGAUACCCAAGUUCUUGGUCUAUUAGUCAUUGCUAACAGUGGAAUAUUGUGCCUGUUAACCUUUAUCUUAUUAAUUGUCUCCUAUAUAAUUAUCCUCUCUUCCCUGAAGGGUGGUAGUUCAGAAGGAAGGCGAAAGGCCUUUUCUACCUGUAUGAAAAUAAAAGUCAAAUCAGGUACCGUUAGAGGUGUGCAGAAUCCACCUCUAGCUUGCAGAGGAUUGUUAAAUUUCCAGUGA